AGCACUGAAUCGAAACUUGCAUAGAACGCACAGAAUGUAGUUGCAUUUCCGCCGAAAUCUUCCAAGAUUACCCGGUCCAGUGACGGAGAAUAGGUGAGGUUGCCAUCUGUUUUUUCGGGAAACAUCAGAGAAAUGUAGCAGAUUGUGGAUGCAAAGAGUUCAAAUUUGUCCCUGUGACGAAAAACGAGACAGCCAAUCAGACUUCUCCAGGCUGUAGAUGACAGAGAAGAUGACUGCGAGCACAGCCAACUACCUGUGGUCUUUGGGAGAUGUGCUUGGUCAGGGGGCCACAGCCAGUGUCUACAAGGCCCGCAACAAGAGGACAGGGGAGCAGGUUGCGGUGAAGGUGUUUAACCCUUUGAGCUACAGCCGUCCGUACGAGGUUCAGAUGAGAGAGUUUGAAAUGCUCAGGAGACUCAACCACAACAACAUCGUCAAGCUCUUCUCUGUGGAGGAGCUGAGCAAUAAACAAAAGGUGUUGGUGAUGGAGUAUUGUUCAGGAGGCAGUCUGCUCAGUCUGCUGGAAGAGCCAGAGAACACCUUCGGUCUGCCUGAGACAGAGUUCCUCAUUGUACUACAGUGUGUGGUGCAAGGGAUGAACCAUCUGCGUGAGAACGGGGUGGUGCACCGGGACAUUAAGCCUGGGAACAUCAUGCGUCAGGUGGGAGAGGACGGGAGGUCUGUCUAUAAGCUAACAGACUUCGGAGCAGCCAGAAAACUAGAGAAUGAAGAGACGUUUGUCUCCAUCUACGGAACAGAGGAAUACCUGCACCCAGACAUGUAUGAGCGUGCAGUACUGCGUAGGCCCCAGCACAAGGCCUAUGGUGUGAGUGUUGACCUGUGGAGUAUUGGAGUGACGUUUUACCACGCUGCCGCUGGUUCUUUACCCUUCACACCCUACGGAGGACCCCGCAGGAACAAACCCACCAUGUUUAAGAUCACCAAAGAGAAGCCAGUAGGGGCCAUUGCUGGAGUUCAGAAGGUCAACGACGGACUUAUAGAGUGGAGCUACCAGCUACCAAACAGCUGCCUGCUCUCAAAGGGUCUGAGGUGUCAGCUAGUCCCAGUGUUAGCUGGGAUACUGGAGGCAGACCAGGAGAAGUGUUGGACAUUCGACCAGUUCUUUUCUGCCACCACAGAGAUACUACAGAGAGUCUCGGUCUAUCUGUUCUCCCUGCAACAGGCCACAGCUCACCGCUUAUACAUUCACCACUACAACACGGCGGCCAUCUUCUGUGAGGAAGUGGCGUCUCAGACAGGGGUGGGGCUGGAGCAACAGCACUUCCUGUUCCUGGGACAUGACCUUUCCCUGAAGGGCUCUAUGAAGGUGGUCAACUUCCCCUCCACCUCGCCCUCCCAGCCGCUACUUCUGCUUAGUCGCACUCCAGAGACACACGCUGGCCUCCCCUUCAGAGAACCUGAGAUGCCCAACAUCCCAUCCCGGUUUGACAUUAUGGCAGACUAUUCUUUCUCCAAGUUGAUAGUAGGAGUGGUCUAUCAGUACCUGAGGAUAGUGCGUUCCUUACACACACACAGAGAACUGUUCCUACAUGGAUACUACAGCUACAUGGAGAAGGUGGGUAGGGAGUGUGGUGACUCGCUGCUGACUAUCAGCAUGGUCAACAUGAGACUGCACUCCUGCCUCAGUUCUGAGCACAGAGUACACACCCUAAGACAGUUCCCCCUGCAAGCCCCAGACUCCACUGACGACAGCAAGAAGCUGCGACUGAUCAGGGAGAACCUGCCAGUGUACGCCGGAGCGAUCCGGGAAUUCCAGACCCGUCUAGAACACAUGCAUGUAGAACUGGCCAAACACUCUGAGAAUCUGGCUGAGGACAACAGCAUCCAGAAGAUGGAGUUCCUCCUGGAGAAGAUCAUGGCCAUCCACCAACAGUACCGCAAGGACCGACUGACUGGAAAGCUUGCCUACAAUGAUGAGCAGAUACACAAGUUUGAGAAGAUCCACCUGUCGUCCCAUAUAAAGCGUGUGAAGGUUCUGUUUAGAGAGGAAUGUCUACAGAAAUAUCGAGACCUGCUGGACUCCGCAUCGACCUGGAGCAGUGUUCUCCGUGAGAUGCAGUGCAGGCUGUCAGACUUUGGCAAUUUCUCCCGAGGGCUGAUGGGGGACCUGGAGAUGUGUGAGGAGCGCCAGAACAAGUUCCUGGACAGAGUCCUGCUCAGAGUCCAGCCUGGACAGACAGGCCCAGGGUGUCAGGAGGCCACACCCAGGGACAAGGACCACAUGGUCCUCAGGAUGCAACAGCUAAAGGAGGAGAUGGAGAUAGUGGUGAGAGAGUUGCAAUCCAACAACAACAUCAUUGAGAGUCUGGGAGCUGUAACCUCUGCAACUAUGCUGGAGCCUGAUCUACCCAGACCCAUCGGACUGUGACCAGACAACCACACACACACACUCAGACAGACAGACAGAUUAACAGACAGACAGACAGACAGACAGAUGAACAGACAGACAGACAGACAGACAGACAGACAGACAGACAGACAGACAGACAGACAGACAG
Messenger RNA from Oncorhynchus mykiss (rainbow trout), 2519 nucleotides. RefSeq names its product inhibitor of nuclear factor kappa B kinase subunit epsilon (gene ikbke). Gene Ontology annotation, cellular component: cytoplasm. The record is from RefSeq and is a predicted model, not a curated record. Gene Ontology annotation, molecular function: ATP binding; protein serine/threonine kinase activity. Lineage: Eukaryota; Metazoa; Chordata; Actinopteri; Salmoniformes; Salmonidae. Gene Ontology annotation, biological process: peptidyl-serine phosphorylation.